This is a messenger RNA of Lolium rigidum, 1914 nucleotides long. Its product is annotated as sister chromatid cohesion 1 protein 3-like. Gene Ontology annotation, cellular component: cohesin complex; synaptonemal complex. Gene Ontology annotation, molecular function: chromatin binding; protein binding. Gene Ontology annotation, biological process: mitotic sister chromatid cohesion; replication-born double-strand break repair via sister chromatid exchange; synaptonemal complex assembly. NCBI's taxonomy places the organism in Eukaryota, Viridiplantae, Streptophyta, Magnoliopsida, Poales, Poaceae. The record is from RefSeq and is a predicted model, not a curated record.
AUGUUCUACUCCCAGUCGAUCCUGGCGAGGAAGAGCCCGCUGGGCACGGUGUGGAUCGCCGCGCACCUCGAGCGCAAGGUCAAGAAGGCGCAGGUCGACGGCAUCGACAUCCCUACCUACGCCCAGUCCAUAAUGUUCCCUGAGGUUCCAAUUGCUCUGAGAUUAUCAGGGCAUCUUCUUCUAGGGCUAGUUCGCAUCUACUCAUGGAAGGUGAAUUACCUGUUUCAAGACUGUAAUCGAAUGCUGAGCACAAUCAGAACCGCUUUUGCCUCUGUGGAAGUAGAUCUGCCAUUUGAUGCCGACCAUGCUCCUUUUGAGGUUAUCACAUUGCCAGAAACAUUUAACCUUGAUGACUUAAACCUGGAUGAUGCAAUUCGUCAGAUGGAAACGCCAGAUAAUCAUCGUAAAACUUUUGAACAGAUCACCUUGUCUGAGGAACAGUAUGUGACGAUCACUCUUGAUGAGGAUGGUAGAGCAGAACCAUCUCCUGCUGGCCGAUCCUUGUUUAUUGAGCCUGAACCACCUGAGCAAGGGACAUUUCCCCCAUUCCCUGAGGAUGCCAUGUUUGUAGAUCCUCCAGAAGGCACAAACACUAUUAAUGGGGAGCAAGACUCACCAGAAAGAUUGCGUGAAGCACCCGAGAGCCUGCUGAGCUUUAAAGGUGUUAUUGAUGGCAGUGACCCCAUGGAUGAAGAUCCGUCACCCUUCAUAUACAAGGCUACCACACCACCAGCAAUGGACUCAUCUUUAUCUGCUGGUAGAGGAUCUUUGCCUGGGACGUCCAUGCCCAAUGUAUCAAGGAGUAUCAGCCAUGAUCCUAUUGAAGAUGAAGAUCCAAGCGGCACUGGAAUCUCGUUACCUGUAUUUGUCCUGGAACCAUCUCCACCUCAAGUACCAGAUAGCAAGAGAAAGAGAACGUUGGAAGUACAAGAGAACAAGAGAAAGAGAACGUUGGAAGUACAAGAGAACAAGAGAAGCCGCAUAUUUGAUGAGAACAUAGUAAUCUCCAAUGACUAUAUGGGCAAACAAAUUGCUGGCAAAGAACUAUGUAAGCUGGCUUCCAAGAGGAAGAAACUACCCCAUACAGCAGUGGAUAUUUGGAAAUAUAACAGGAUCCGCCAAAAGGACAGCUUCUUCUUUGAACCUUUGGUACACGGAAUGUGUACUGACCUGCAUAAUGUCUACAAGGCUGAAUUUCCUCAGGCGAGUGCCUCUGGUGCUGAGUCUGCCUCUCAUGAACGGGCUAACGAUGUUGCAAAUGUUGAAGAGCAGGAUGCACUGCCUCACCGAAAUGCAGAAGCACAGCCUGAACCUCACCUCACCCCAUUGUCUCCAGAAAAUGGAGAUGCAACACCAUUUGAUUUUGCACCUGAGCUUCCUCGGUUCUCUCCAGGAGGGAAUCAAUCUCCAGUAAGAUAUGAUGAUACCCCUUUCAAGACUCCAGGUGGAACCCCACAGUCUAGACCUGGAGGAACUGGUGCUACGGAAAUACCAGCAACAUAUGGCAGUUAUGCAUCACCUGGACAGAGCACUCGUGUGUCUGACCCAAAUGGAUCUCCAUUCCCGUUCGAUGAUGAACUUGAGGAAGAUCUGCCAGAGAUUCCUGGGCUCAUCAGUACACCUAGCAUGAUCUCUAGUGCGAGUACUGGCACCACAGGAUUAGGUAGCAUGUCUACUAGGACAAGGGCUGUUGCUGAGUAUUUCAGAAACAAGAUAUCUUCAGCCUCAUCAGACGAUCAACGGGGGAAAUUCUGUUUGAACGGAAUCUUGGAAGGGAGGACAAGGAAGCAAGCUGCACGCAUUUUUGAAACAUUGGCCCUGAAGAGUUACGAUUAUAUUGAUGUCGAGCAGGAAGAAGCAUAUAGUGAUAUUUCAGUUUCCCUUAGACCUUCACUCUCAACCGCCAAACUCUAA